AUGCUCUCCAUAUUUUUUGUUUAUUUGGUUUUGUUCCUGCUCAAUACUCAAUCAAAAUGUAAAGGGGCUGUUUUUAAACGAUUGUUUUUGCGAAAUAUUGAUGGAUUGCUCGACGAUGGUUGUCCUGCUUGGAGUUAUUUACAAUUUAUUCAGCUACGGGUUGGUUACAAGCGGGAGUUGCUGCCAUCCAAAUAUGGAGCGUCGCUUCCCGUUUAUAAAAGUACUAAGCACGGCAUGGUCUGUUUAUCUCUACCAGCUAGUUUGUUUGUUAUGGAUCUAACGAUAUAUGUUGACAUAUCCCGUAAUCCUGGACCUUCUCAAGAGUUUAUUCAUCGGCAAAGUAUGCCUUCUUUCUCAAAUUCACCUCGGUCAUGCCUCGAUGCCCAUACUGCUAAACAGAAGCUAAAUUAUUCUAUAGAAAUGUUGAGUUCAAGUUCCGUUUUUCAACCUUUUAACGACGUUGUUCUGAACCCACCUAACAUAUCUGUGAAUAUCCCAAUCCGUGUUACUAACAGAGUAAGCACUCGCAAUUAUCGUCGUGUAGGAGCCAGAAACCUGGUUAAAGUUAACAUCUCUACAGAUGAUUGCCUUAGCGAUAAGACUCGGAAUGUUAAGAAACUUCACCUUUCAGUACUUAAUGCCAGGUCAAUCAACAACAAGUCCUUAUUGAUUAAGGAUUAUGUUGUAGAGAGAGAGAUUGAUAUUUUAGCUAUCACCGAAACAUGGUUAAAAGUGGGUGAGACCAGUAAUUAUAUCACGCGGGAUAUUUGUCCGAAAGGCUACAAAUUUAUUCAUUGCCCAAGGGAGUAUGCUCGUGGGGGUGGUGUUGGUUUACUUUUUAAGCAAAAUCUUAAGAUUAAGAAGUUGAAAACAAGAUCUUACCAGUCAUUUGAGUUGAUGGAAUUAUUAUUAAAUGUAAACUCGUCUACCUACAGAAUUGUUGUUAUUUACCGUCCUCCCCUAUCAUCGUUAAACAAAGUAACAUAUUCUGCAUUCCUUGAAGAAUUUACAACGCUACUGGAGCACAUCUCCCUAGCUUCUGGAAAGCUUAUAAUGGUAGGAGAUUUUAACUGUCAUGUAGAUGAAGGAGGUUCUAAUGCUCUCAGGUUUUUGGAGCUUCUGCAGAUUUUUAAUCUUGAAGAGCAUGUGAAUGUACCGACACACAGUAGUGGACAUACACUCGACCUUAUUAUCACCAGAAAAGAUGAAACUAUUAUUAAUAAUCUUAGAGUAUUCGACGCUGUUAUUUCUGACCAUUUUGUGUUGCAUUGUAAUUUAGACUUGGCUAAGCCUUGUAACGUAAAGUCGGACAUUUCGUAUCGAAAGCUUGGAGAUAUUGAUACACUAAA
Paramuricea clavata is the source of this 1349-nucleotide messenger RNA. Lineage: Eukaryota; Metazoa; Cnidaria; Anthozoa; Malacalcyonacea; Plexauridae. The record is from the annotation of a GenBank genome assembly.